GGUCUCGUGACGCAGCAGGUCAGAUGUGGCACGCGCCUGUCACACCACGCGGGACAGAGCUGCGCGCGCUGCGGAUGAAUCAUGUGACAUGAGCGACGCUGUUUCCUGGAGAAGCUCAGGCGACAUGGAGCCGACAGGCGUCUCCUCGCCCGCUGUCCCGGAGCCGGAGUUGUAUCGGCGGAUUCAGGCGAUUCUCCCAAAAGAAUCGGACGACUCCCAGACCCAGGACUGUUACAACAAAGGUAUGCUCAGGUGGACCCUUCAUAAGAAAGUCCAGAAGAACCCGGUCAACAGCCUGUCCCUGGUGUGGCUGCUCAUCAAGGAACUGGAGAAAGCGGAAAGAUGGAACAGUCGCAAAAAUAUCCUCCCUCUUCUGCACACGCUCAUGUACGCGCUGAUCCAGACGAUCCACAUUCCGGAUGAACUCUAUAAACGUGUGUACGACUUCUGCAAAAGACUCCUGACCUACCCACAGCCCUACUGCACCGUGGGCCUCAGCUGCACCAAGCAGAUCAAGAAGGAGCGGGCCAUUCCAGGUCUCACUUUUCAGAGGAUGGUCGUCGCCGAACAGAGAUUAAAAAACGAUCUGUACCGUUUCCAGGAGAGAGUUUUUGUCCUGGCCGAUCCUGCCGUUUUCUCCUCUUCCUUGUGCCGAGUGGUGCGUGACGACAUCGAGGCGUCGGCGGCGACCUCCAGGGGGCGUGUCUCUCCUUUUGACCACAUGUGCAGCGUGGUCCAACACGCCAUCCAGGCCAACGUGGGUCUGGAGCAGAGCGACGGCUCCAGACUGGCCCGAGCGCUCAAGGACGCGGGUCGUGACGUGGAGCACUAUUUUCAGGAAGUGCUGUCGGCGUUUGAACAGCGCGCGGACCAGAGCGACGCCCUGAGCGGCCGCCUGCUCCAGCUCUACCAUCAGAUCGUGGCUGACACAGAGCCGUCGUCCAGCGGAGCCCCGAGCGACUGCCCCCUGCCCAACCCGGACAUGAGCUUCUACCUGUGGACGGAGGAGCUGGACAUCUGGCGGGAGUUGUCCAAGUGGUUUCGCACCAGCUCCUCCUCAGAUUCGUUCUCCACGAGCCAAGACCAGGACCAGGACCAGGACCAGGACCAGGACCAGGACCAGGACCAGGACCAGGACGACUUCGACCUCGGAGAUUCGCCGCUGGAGUUGCCUUCGGACAUGGCGCGUUUUUCUGUGAUGUCCAACGACUCCGGGAUCGAGCGAGACCUCCCUCUGAGCGCCGAGCUGUGCUUGGGCGGAGCUGAACACGGAAAGAGGUGUGAGGUGUCCGUGUGCUAUAAGACCGACAGCUCCUCGGACUGGACGCUCCGCAGACCCAGGCCGUCGCCGCAGAUCCAGCCCCUGCACCCGACCUUCUGCUCGCUCUUGUGCCUGCCCAUCGUCACCUUCAGCGGGGCGCUCCCCUGAGACGGACCUGGGAAACCGACGUGUGUUUUUAGGCAAAGGUUAAAACGCCGUCGAGUUUUUUUUUUUUUAAACGAAAUCCCUUGAAAUGUAAAGUAUGAACGAGGUCAGAUGUAAAUGUGUAAACUGUGUACAUAAACUCUAAAUGAGCUGGAAAACGUUUGCACAAGGUGUCUGUUUUCACUGACAUUAAAAUAUUUGUCUCCACGGCGCCUCCGAUGUUAAAAUGUUUUAUAAAAGAUGGAUUUAAAUUCAUCUUGAUCCUGACUGUUUUAUAUUGCAAUAUUUGUAGAUAUUAAAAGUGUUUUAUGACAC
Periophthalmus magnuspinnatus is the source of this 1741-nucleotide messenger RNA. RefSeq names its product phosphoinositide 3-kinase regulatory subunit 6-like. Gene Ontology annotation, cellular component: phosphatidylinositol 3-kinase complex, class IB. NCBI's taxonomy places the organism in Eukaryota, Metazoa, Chordata, Actinopteri, Gobiiformes, Gobiidae. Gene Ontology annotation, molecular function: 1-phosphatidylinositol-3-kinase regulator activity. The record is from RefSeq and is a predicted model, not a curated record. The transcript is spliced from 12 exons. Gene Ontology annotation, biological process: G protein-coupled receptor signaling pathway; positive regulation of MAP kinase activity. The coding region runs from base 89 to 1429 and encodes 446 amino acids.